AUGUGGCAAGCGGUUUUUGCGGCAGCAGUAGCAGCUUCCACCGGGCUGCUUGCCAAAAAUCACAUCUUCAACUUCAAACCCGCCACCGAUUCUUCCGAUCCCACCGCCGAUCACAAUGCGGAGCCCCACCCAAACACUAACACUAACCUCUCCAUCGCUUCCGCAUUUCAGUCUGAGCUGCCUCCCUGGGAGAUCAGCGACUGCGAGGAGCAACCAGAAGGGACGAUCUUUAGGUUUUCGAGCAAGGGUCGGGGCGAGAGUGGGACCCGGUUUCGCUUGAGGAAGGGGACCCGGUCGAAGAAGAAGAAAGGGGUUGGUGUUGAGGCUGAGAGAUCUAAUGGUGCGGAACAGAGGAGGACUGCUAGGAAAGUUGGUGUUUGCUUGAAGAAGAGGAAGACUGGUAAGAGUGUAGCUGCUGCCAAAUGUAGAUCGUCUUCUUCCGCAGAUACCUCCUUAUUUAAUUGGGGACUUAAUGUUGGGAUCAUGUACAUGAUGUCUGCUGGAAAAGCUGAGAUCAAUAAGCUGAACACAGCCAUGGAUGAGACUGCAAGAAUUGUACAUGAAUUAAAAUCAGAGCUUCAUAAAAGAAAAUCACCACAAAAGCUGCAAGCUUCAGAUUCUGCUAGUGAAGACAGUAUGAACGAUCAGACAACUAGCUACAAGCUUACUCAUCCAGGACUAAACAAGUCAAGUUCAGAAACGAGAGGCCCCAAUGAUAUGAGAAUUUCCAGUUUUCCUGUAUCUGAUGGCGAAUGUGCAAGUAGUGUUCUUACGGAGGAGCAGGAGCCAGAGCCAGAAGUUAUGGACAUGGAUCAAUUGGAAGCAGAACUUGAGUCUGAACUUCAAAAACUUCCAUGGUGCAUCACGGAAGCUCCUUGCCAAGAGGGAUUGAGUAAUCUGGGUGAGGAUAUUGUCCCUGAGCUAGAGGGACAGGGUGUUGAUACUCAGCAGUUCCAUGGAGUAUUGCCAGCUCAACUAGAUCAGAAACUAUGCCAUGUGCUCAUCGAACAGCAGGAAAGCCAAAUUGUGGAGCUGGAAUCUGAACUUCACUCAGCUCAAUCAAAACUCCAAGAGAAAGAAACUGAACUUCAAUCAUUGAAGGACUGCGUUAGACGCCUGACCGAGUUAUCUCUUUCAAAUAAGCAUUGUUUCCCAGAUGAUGAAACCGAGGCACGCAAUGGACAAGAGCAAGCCACUGAUUGGAAUUACAACAUGCAGAGAUCUGAGUCAACAAAACCAACGGUUGGGAUGAAGAGACCCUAUUGA
Molecule: messenger RNA, 1266 nt
Organism: Prunus armeniaca (apricot)
Lineage: Eukaryota; Viridiplantae; Streptophyta; Magnoliopsida; Rosales; Rosaceae
Source: the annotation of a GenBank genome assembly